UGGCGGUAAAGCGCCUAAGAACUGCUGCUCCAACUGCCAGAAAACAUUGGAGAAGAAAAACCGUUGCAUGUUUCUUGCUGGAACAUCUUAAGAUAACAGCGCCAGUUAUCAUGACGUUAAAUAUUUCGAAUAAAAUGUCUUGUGUAGGUUAUAUCUAAUGCAAUUAAAAAUACAAAUGCAUUGUUUUGCCUUUGUUUGAAUGUCUGUUGCGCUUUAAACCCUGAGAGCUGUUAUAAUGAGUUCAGCAGGAGACAGACAGUGCUCCUCCAGGACCUCUCAGGCUCCUGAUCCCUCACAGCUGUAUGAAGACGUGAAAAUCGAGAUUUCAGAUGGAGGGACAUCUGAAGUGUCAGGAAUCUGUGUGAAGAAAGAAGAGACACUGGAGUUCAACAUCUACAACCAUGGAAACAACUUUGAGAACCCACCUGAAGUUCUCUCAAUUAAAGAGGAAGAUCCUGACAAUCAAGACUACCUCUACACAAACAUCCAGAGAUGCCAGGAUGAAGAGUAUUUGAAACCAUGCAAAUCGGGAGAUAAUAAACAUGAUCUUCACCUACCCUCCAAAAGCUCCAGUAAAAAGCCAACAUUAUCUGAUACUCUCACUUCUGACAAUUCUAACAAUGAUGACCAAAAGGAAAUUCACCAUUGCCCAGAACGUGGAACAAAUUUUGGUCAUCAGAGUGCUCUCCAAAAACAUGAACAAGUUCACAUAAGAGAAAAACCAUAUCGCUGCUCACAGUGUGGAAUGAGUUUUACUCAUCAGCGUGCUCUCCUACGACACCAGCGCAUUCACACAGGAGCAAAGCCGUAUCAGUGCUCACAGUGUGGAAAGAGUUUUAUUCAUCAGUGUAAUCUACAACUACACCAGCGCAUUCACACAGGAGAGAAGCCGUAUCAUUGCUCACUGUGUGGAAAGCUUUUCACUCAAAAGAGUCAUCUCCAAGAACACCAGCGCAUUCACACAGGGGAGAAGCCGUAUCAGUGCUCACAGUGUGGGAAGAGUUUCACUCAAAUGGGUCAUCUCCAACAACACAAACGGAUUCACACAGGAGAGAAAUUGUAUCAUUGCUGACAGUGUGGAAAGCUUUUCACUCAAAAGAGUCAUCUCCAAUAACACCAGCACAUUCACACAGGGGAGAAGCCUCAUCACUGUUCACAGUGUGGAACAGGUUUUACUCAUCAGAGUGCUCUCCUACGACACCAGCACAUUCACAUUGGAGCAAAGCCAUAUCAGUGCUCACGGUGUGGAAAGAGUUUUAUUCAUCAGGGUUAUCUACAACUGCACGAGUGCAUUCACAAAGGAGAGAAGCCUUAUCGCUGCUCACAGUGUGGAAAGAGUUUUACUCAAAAGUGCCAUCUCCAAGAACACCAGCACAUUCACACGGGAGAAGCCUCAUCACUGCUCACAAUGUGGAAAGAGUUUUACUCAAAAGAGUGCUCUUCAGUCACACCAGCGGAUUCACACAGGAGAGAAGCCAUAUCAUUGCUCACAGUGUGGAAAGAACGUUGCUCAUCAGCGUGCUUGCCAACAGCACCAGCACAUUCACACAGGAGCGAAGCCUUAUCCUUGCUCACAGUGUGGAAAGUGUUUUAUUCAUCAGAGUCAUCUCCAACAACACCAGCGAAUUCGCACAGGGUAGAACCCUCAUCACACCUGACAGUAUGGACAGUGUUUUACUCAUGAGGGUAAUCUACACGUUUACCUGUGCAUUUGCACCGGAGAAAAGCAGAAUCACUGCUCACAGUGUGGAAACAUAUUUAUUCCUUCAUUUACAUUUAAGACACCAAAGUGCAUGAACCCAGAGAUAUUGCAUGAUGUCUAGUUGUCAAAUUAUAUUUGUUUAUUACUGUUUU
This is a messenger RNA of Neoarius graeffei (lesser salmon catfish), 1854 nucleotides long. RefSeq names its product zinc finger protein 79-like. Gene Ontology annotation, biological process: negative regulation of transcription by RNA polymerase II. Bases 236 to 1072 code for a protein of 278 amino acids. NCBI's taxonomy places the organism in Eukaryota, Metazoa, Chordata, Actinopteri, Siluriformes, Ariidae. Gene Ontology annotation, molecular function: DNA-binding transcription repressor activity, RNA polymerase II-specific. The transcript has 4 exons. The record is from RefSeq and is a predicted model, not a curated record.